CGAAUUUCUCGUCUCGAAGUCACCACGAUUCUCACGGACGAGCGGCCGCAGAAGAAACGACGAACUGCCAUGGAAACCCUUGAAGGAGAUGCAGGAUUUAUGGACAAGUACAGCCGACAAAUCGGCGCGUUUGGGCUGGAAACCAUGGCCAAGUUGGUCAAGUUGAAGGUGCUCAUUGUCGGCAUGCGUGGGGUGGGCAUUGAGUGCACCAAGAACUUGAUCCUCGCUGGACCUGGUGCCAUCACGAUUCACGACGAUGGACUCACGGAGAUCCAAGACGUGGGGGUAAACUUCUUCUUGACGGAAGCGGACGUUGGCACGCCUCGCAGUUCUGCGGUUCUGCAUCGCGUGGCCGAACUCAACAAGACGGUGACGGUCAAAGCCCACACCGGACCGUUGACGGAGGAGGUCGUGCGAAAGCACAACGUCGUCGUGUUUACCCACACGGGUCGCGACGAAUUGAUUCGAUGGGACGCAUUCUGCCGCACGCAGUCGCCUGCGAUUGGGUUCAUCACCUGCGACAUUCGAGGUACGCAUCGUCCGUCGUGUAUGUACUCGACAACAAUUUAGGCGCGUUCGGGUAUGCGUUCACGGACUUUGGGCCGGCGUUCUUGACCCACGAUGCCACGGGGGAGAACCCCAUCACGCGCAUCAUCACGGACAUAUCCAGCGACGACGACGGUCUCGUGUCGCUACUGGGGCCGGACGACGACGGCAAAAUGCACGAGCUGCCAGAUUCAGACCACGACGGGUGGAUCGACAUCAGUGAAGUCGAGGGCAUGGUGAACCUGGACGACCCGACCCAGAACAUCAACACGAUGGGACCGUAUCGCAUCAAGUUUGCGUCCAAAAAUGUGUUUCGCAACGGCAAGCAGGUGCCGGUAUUCGAUCCGUACCAUCUCAAGCUGGUCGGGGGCACCCGCCGCUUCUCGCCAUACGUCGGCGGCGGCAUGUUCACGCAGAGCAAGCAGCCAUUCACGACGCAUUUUCGAUCGUUCCAUGAAACAUUGGUGUCGCCAAUCCACCCCGGGGAUUUUGGGCUCAUGUUCACGGACGGCGCCAAAUUCGGACGGGCUGAGCAACUGCAUUUGCUUGUGUGGGGACUCCUCGAGUUUGAAGCCAAGCACGGGUACUUGCCCCGACUGUACAACGACGACGACGCGGAUGAAGUGGUGGGAUAUGCCAAGGCGGGGCCGUCUGCGAUCCCUGGCGUGGACGUCGAUCCGAUUCGCUUAGACCAAGUGGACGAGAAACUGCUCCGGCAACUCACCCACGUGGCGCGCAUUGAGCUGCAUCCACUGGCGGCGUUCUACGGCGGCGUGAUCGCGCAGGAAGUGGUCAAGUUUACGGGAAAGUUUACGCCGUUGAAGCAGUGGAUGCACUUGGAUUUCGCCGAAGUGCUGCCAGAGGCACGCCCGGAUGACGUGGCGCGUCAAAAUAGCCGCUACGACCAUAUCAUCCAGCUGUUUGGUCUGUCGUUUCACCAUCAAUUGGCCAACGUGCGCACAUUUUUGGUCGGAUGCGGGGCCCUCGGCUGCGAAUACCUCAAGAACUUUGCCAUGGUGGGCGUCGGCGUCGGGCCCAAGGGGCUGAUUACAGUCACAGACAACGACCGCAUCGAAGUGAGCAACUUGAACCGGCAGUUUCUGUUUCGAGAGCACAAUGUCGGCCAGCCCAAGUCGGUAGCCGCCACCGCCGCCGUCCGCCGCAUGAACGACGCGCUAAACGUGCUGACAUUGGAGCAUCUGGUCGCGCCCACGACCGAGCACGUGUUUAACGAUACAUUCUGGAGAAACGACGUGGACUUCGUCACGAACGCGCUCGACAACAUCAAGGCGCGGCUAUACGUGGACUCCAAGUGCGUGUUUUACAAGAAGCCGUUGCUUGAGAGUGGUACCCUCGGCACCAAGUGCAAUGUGCAGGUGGUGCUGCCGUACAAGACGGCGAGCUACGCCGACGGACCCAAGGACGCCCCCGACGAUAACAUUCCCAUGUGCACGCUGCGCAACUUUCCGUCGCUGAUCGAGCACUGCAUCGAAUGGGCCCGGGCCCAGUUUGAAGAUGUGUUUGUCGUGCCUUUCUCGGACGUGGCAAAGUUUGCCUCGGAUCCGUCGACGUAUUUGCACGUUAUUCGGGUGGCUACGGUGGACCACCCCAACCCUAAAGUGGGCGCGUCGGCCGUGCCAAGUGAAUUGGAACGGGUGCGCGCACUCCAUGCGCUCGUGACCAAGCCCCAAGUCGAGUUUGAAGACUGCAUUGCGCUCGCCCAAACGUUGUUUACGUCGCUGUUCCGCGACCGCAUCUUGCAGCUGAUCCACAACUUCCCCGAGGACCACCAGACCAAAACGGGUGAGAAGUUCUGGUCUGGCGCCAAGCGCUUUCCCCAGGCCGCCACAGCCGUGGACUUUGGCAACGCGUACCAUGCCGACUUUAUCCGAUCUGUGGCCAACUUGUACGCUGUCAACUUUGGGCUGCAGCCACCGCCCGAGGACGAAGUCGUGCCCGAGUCGUCGUACUUGCGCCAAGUGGACACAUUUGCCGCGUUCGGCCAGGCGCAUCCGCUGGCGCCGUGGGUGCCUUCGUCGGAAACCAUUGCAGAGAACGACGAAGCGCUCAAAAAGCAGCAAGAGGAGCGCGCGACCAACGCCGACGACGUGGGCGAGCUGGAGCGGCUGUUGAACGAGCUCGGCGCGCUCACGGCGGGCCAGCUGGCGGCGGCCGCCCGCUACGUGGCCGCCGACUUUGAAAAAGACAACGACCUGAACUUCCACAUUGACUUCAUCGCAGCCGCGGCAAACCUCCGCGCGUGGAACUACCGCAUCAAGCAAGUGUCCCGUCACAAAUGCAAGAUGAUUGCAGGCAAGAUCAUCCCGGCGAUUGCAACCACGACCGCCAGUGUCACAGGGCUGGCCAUGAUUGAGCUGCUCAAGAUUGUGCAGGGGAAAUCGCUCGACCAGUUUAAAGAUUCGUCCAACUCGCUCGGACUCAACAUGUACCUCCUCCAAGAACCGGCCGAGCCAGAAAAGGCCAAGGAUGAGUACGAUAUGAUUGAAAUGUCUGAAGUCAAGUGCAAACCCGCGGGGUUCACCAAGUGGGACACGACGUUGGUCACGGUGCAACCGGGUGUGACGUUGGCCGCGUUUCUCGACCAGGUGCAAACCCAAGUAGGGCUGAACGUCAACUUGCUCUUCCAUCCCGUGGCCGAGUUGGGCGGCGACGAGUACGCCGCCGUGCGCGGCCUCAUGCUGUACGACCGCACGGCGUUCAGUGCGUCGCUCAAGGCGCUGUACAAGCAAAAGCUGGACGUGCCCCUUCGGGAAUGGGUCGAAGAGCGGUACCAGCGCCUCGUCGACUGCGACCGCCCGUUUGUUGAGUUUCAAACGUCGUGCUCGGACGACGACGACGUCGUGUACAAAAUCCCCACGGUCGUGUGCCGCUUUGUCUAGAUAUGACUACUUAAGAAGUAGGAGCGGCAACAAUAUUGAGUAAAGAUGAAAUUGAUUGAUUCGUACUCUUCUGUAG
Aphanomyces astaci is the source of this 3522-nucleotide messenger RNA. RefSeq lists its product as hypothetical. The coding region runs from base 468 to 3446 and encodes 992 amino acids. Gene Ontology annotation, molecular function: SUMO activating enzyme activity; ubiquitin activating enzyme activity. Lineage: Eukaryota; Oomycota; Saprolegniomycetes; Saprolegniales; Verrucalvaceae. The transcript is spliced from 11 exons. Gene Ontology annotation, biological process: DNA damage response; ubiquitin-dependent protein catabolic process; protein ubiquitination. The record is from RefSeq and is a predicted model, not a curated record. Gene Ontology annotation, cellular component: cytoplasm; SUMO activating enzyme complex; nucleus.